Molecule: messenger RNA, 2138 nt
Organism: Oryzias latipes (Japanese medaka)
Lineage: Eukaryota; Metazoa; Chordata; Actinopteri; Beloniformes; Adrianichthyidae
Gene: mapk13
Product: mitogen-activated protein kinase 13
Biological process (GO): protein phosphorylation
Molecular function (GO): ATP binding; MAP kinase activity
Source: RefSeq, a predicted model, not a curated record
GCUGACAGGCGGGCUGUGGGAGGGAGGUGAAGUUUCUGCUGCUUCCUCGCUGCUCCUCUUCAUCAUGGACGCGAAGACACAUUUCACCCGAGAGGAAAUCAACAGUACGGUGUGGGAGGUCCCGGAGAAAUACACGCUGCUGAAGCAGGUCGGAACCGGGGCGUACGGUUCGGUUUGCUCUGCCAUCAACGGGAAGACCAAAGAGAAGGUGGCCAUCAAGAAGCUCCACCGGCCCUUCCAGUCGGAAAUCUUCGCCAAGAGGGCGUACCGAGAGCUGCGGCUGCUGAAGCACAUGAAGCAUGAGAACGUAAUUGGACUUUUGGACGUGUUCACACUCGCCUGCUGCUUGGAUGAGUUCCAGGACUUCUGCCUGGUGAUGCCUUACAUGUAUACUGACCUGUCAAAGGUGCGAGGGUCUCUCUCCGACGACAAAGUCCAGUUCCUAGUCUACCAGAUGCUCUGUGGACUCAGGUACAUCCACAAGGCGGGAAUCAUCCACAGAGAUCUGAAGCCGGGAAACCUAGCCGUGAAUCCAGACUGCCAGCUGAAGAUCCUGGACUUUGGCCUGGCUCGCAGCACGGAUGCAGAGAUGACGGGCUACGUGGUGACCCGUUGGUACCGUGCGCCUGAGGUCAUUCUGAACUGGAUGCACUACACCCAGACUGUGGACAUCUGGUCAGUGGGGUGCAUCAUGGGAGAAAUGAUCAACGGAAAAACGCUUUUCAAAGGAAAGGACUACAUGGACCAGCUGACUCAGAUCCUGAAGGUUACUGGAGUCCCGGGCCCGGAGUUUGUUCAGAAACUGGACAGUCCGGAGGCUAAAACGUAUGUGAAGAAUCUGCCUCGCUACCCAAGAAAAGCCUUCUCCUCGCUCUUCCCCAAAGCCAGUGAACUGGCCAUCGAUUUGCUGGAGAAGAUGUUGGUUCUGGACGGGGAUGAGAGGCCCACAGCAGAAAUAGCUCUGGAGCAUCAGUACUUUGACAGCCUACGAGACCCGGACGACUUACCCGAGCCGGUGCCGUACGACGACAGUCACGACAACGCCACGCUGUCCCUGGAUGAGUGGAAGCGAUUAUGUUUCAAGGAGGUAAAAAGCUUUGUGCCCUUUCCACGGCGGGACUCCAAGAGAAAAAAUACCCUCACGAUGUCCUCAUGAUUCUCUCAAUGUGAUGUUACACAACCCUCCCACCCCCUCAGACAGCCAAGGGUGCCCUUGUAUAUUCCAGCCGCUGUUUUUUUAGGGUUUGUUUGUUUUUCAUAUCCAUCCUCUUUGUGAAAUUCUUUACUAAACAUCCUGCCUUUUGUGUAGCGCCUUCAGACAACCUUUGUUGUCCUCUGGUGCUUUAUAAAGAAACUGAAUUGAAUUAAGUGUCCAUCAGUAAAUUGUGUCAGAAAUGAGUUGACUGUACUGCAGGGAUCUCUCAUGCAGACUUCCUGUUAUAAUGGUUUCCAAAUAAACAAUAAAACCAAACAUUUGAAGAGCUAUUUUUGUAAUUCUGACAUACAUUAUGGAUGAAAUGAAGGUAAAGAGGGUAUAAAUGCUUCAGAGGAGGCAGCUAGUUAUGAACACGAGAUGUGUGGAUGAAGAUUCUCCGUCAUACUGUGUGGUCACUUUGUCUUGAAGUUGGAUCACAGGCAUCUGGACUUGUCUUCACUUCUUUUACCUUUUGAUCAGUGCAAAUAUGCUGGUCUGCCUUUCAGAAUUGGCUGACAGGUAAAAAAUAUUGGCCGAUAAAUUGGACGGCCAUUGAAACUAGGAUGACUGAUAAAAUGAAGACUAUUUAAUUAACGUAUUGAUUUGAUUAACAAAUACUUCAUCCAUAAUUAGACAUUUGUAAAGGUGAAAGGCCUAAUAAACUGGGUUCUGAGUGAUCUAAAAACUAUAUUCCAGAUCCUUACAUCACACUAAAAAUAAAAGUUCCCCAAAAACUCGCCAUUUAUUAGAUUUGUGCAAACCCCUCAAAGCAAUUAUUGUAUUUUCCUCUCUUGUAAAAGUGUAUAUUUUUGUUCUUUUAAUGUGUUUUCCUCUGCUGUUGUUUCAACAUCCCAUAAUAAUAAUGUGAAAGUUGGCCAUGCCAUAAUUGUUUGUUAAAUCCUCAUGAAAUAACAAAGAGAGAAAAUAAAAAUAAUUUUAACAA